UUUCGGCUUUACAGAACAGAAAGCCGCGAGAGCGCGCCGCGAGUGUGUGUCUGCCUUAAAACAUAGUCGCCACCCGCGCCGGGCGCACGCUCGCCUUUCCAAAAUCGGACUCGAAUUUUUAAAUUCGGUUUUCUAAAUUUAAUCUGAGUUGGGUUUUUGGAUUUCGGGUUUAGUUUGUAGAUUUUUAGUGUUAUGCGUUUGAGGCUGUAAUUUUUUGACAAUGGAAGUAAGUGCGAUGCCUCCUAUGCCUCUGGACUUCUCCAUGGUGAGGAAUGGAAGUGGAUCUCCUGGUUCGCUGCGGGAGGGAUCUCCAAGACCUGUGUCCAACAGCGCCUUCCGAGUUGUCACUCCAAAAGGAGUGACAGCGAGUGAAGCAUUACGGAAUGGCUUGUGCCAGUCUCUGUGGGGUGCCUCAGCCAGUCGAUCGGAACCGAGGAUCGCAUCUCCACCUCCACCAAGCCAUGAGACUCCGUACCCUGUGAGAGAGGAAAUCAAAUUCGGUAUCAACCGUUUAGUCAGCGAGAGAACAGAAAGGACAGAAGAUGAGGAAGAGGAACAUCAUAAUGAGACACGACCUGAGGGCAUAUCCCCAGCCUCGCGCUGCGGUAGUCCCUGUUGGGCGCCAUCACCACAAUCCCCAAGAUCUGUUCGCUCCAGUUCCCCAGAACUUGAAGUGGAUUCCCCACCAUCUUCCCCAAGAAGACCACCAGACACUUCCCCUCCUCCUAAAAGAUCGGAAGCUUUCUCUGUGAGUGCAUUGUUACGACCUGAUGCCCCAAGAGUGCAACCUCAAAGACCAUUCUUAUAUCCUCCACUGCCUUUUGCGGAGUUUCUGAGAGAUGCUGGGAGCCUUGGUCUACCUGGCUGGGGAGGGUACAGCAACCUGUACCUUCACGCUGUUCAAGCAGCUGGUCCAGAACUCUUGAGGCUUCGUGCAGCUGUCCUUGGUGCUCCUGGCCCUUUAUCCAGGCCUUUACCAUUAGGAGAUGUGUACUCCUGUGUCAAAUGUGAGAAGAUGUUCAGCACUCCUCAUGGUCUGGAGGUGCAUGCCAGACGAUCUCAUAACGGAAAGCGGCCCUUUGCUUGUGAACUCUGCAGCAAGACAUUCGGACACGAGAUCAGUUUGAGUCAGCACAGGGCUGUCCACAGUGUCGAAAAGGUCUUUGAAUGCAAGCAAUGCGGGAAGACCUUCAAACGAUCAAGCACGCUGUCUACCCAUCUUCUGAUCCACUCUGACACCAGACCCUACCCUUGUCAGUACUGCGGAAAGCGUUUCCACCAAAAAUCGGAUAUGAAGAAGCAUACCUACAUACAUACUGGUGAGAAACCCCACAAAUGCCAAGUUUGUGGCAAGGCCUUCAGUCAAAGCUCGAACCUGAUCACCCACUCCCGCAAGCACACUGGGUUCAAGCCAUUUGCCUGUGAGCUGUGUGGACGGGCCUUUCAGAGGAAGGUGGAUCUGAGGAGACAUAAGGAGACACAGCAUGCUGAUCUGAGACCCCCUCAGCCGCCGCAUAUGCAGCCCCACACUGAUGUGCAUGGCAUGCAUCCCACUGAAAUGCAUGCUGUGCCUGACCAUCGAAUAGAUCUCCGUCCUCCCCACCCAGACCUGCGUCAGCACCCUGACUUCAGAGCACACAUGAGCACCGCAGUGCCUCCUCUGCAGCCACUACCAUCCUGAACCUCAACAGCCUUCGCGCCAACUGGCUGGCGUUAAGGCUUGAUGAUGGAGUAGAACGUGAUAGAGCGAUGUGGCAGUGACCAGUUUAAAAAGUAAUUUGACUAUAAAAACAAUGAUCUUUUUUUUUCUAAACAAAAUUAGUUUCGCACACGAUGUCGUGUCGUGAGCAUGUCGUUACGUAAUGAGUAAAUGUCUCGCUCGCUUCGUCGUGUGCGAAUCGUUCGGUUUAUUGUACAGGGACGUACUCGGUUUCCGUAUUAAUGGUCGUAAGUUAUUUUAAAGUUUAAAGUUCAAAAUUAUAAAUAAAAAAAUGUUUUGGUUUAUUUUAUAUAGAAUUUAUGUUUACAAAACGUGAUAAAUAUGUUUUUGUUGUUAUUUUUAUUCCUUUUUUUUUUAAAUACUCAAUGAUGAGCUCACGGUACAGUGUGUUGCAAUAGUGUUUUGUUUUAAGAAUAUCACCUAAAUUAUUUUAAACACAGUCUUGGUCAAAUGUCGUGGGUAAAUAUUUUUAUUUGACUACAAAGAGGUUUAUUAAUUUGAACUAAUCCAUUCCACAUCGCUAUACGGAGCAGUGUAAAAUAUUGAAUAGGAAACCAACAUAUAGUAUACAAAUAAAUACAUUUUAUUGUUACCGCAGCUCUAAUAAGUAGUUAUAAUCAAAUUAUUAUAAUAAAAAAAAAUAUAAACGCUUUGUAAUUGUGAGUUUUUUGAUCUCAAAGUAAACUACAGAAUAAAGUGUUUAAAUAAAUGUAAAUAUUGUUUGUGUUGCAUUAAUGUAAAAUGUAAUCAAUCUUACGUAAUAAUUAUAAAUGGAGAGAAAAAUUAUGUAUCUAUGAAAAUAUUUCUGAAAAAAAAAUACUCAAUAUUAAAAAAAAACUGCAACACAAGCAAUUACUUUAGCGGGCAAAAUCCAAAGAGCACAAAUGUUUAUAAAUUAAUUAAAAAUAGUAAUUUUUGAGGCACCUAAUUGUAAAGUCACAAAAUAUAUUUAAUGGACUGAUGGAAUCAUUCCAAAAUGUUUUUUUCCAAUUACUAUUUAGACAUGAACAAUUUAAUUUUAAGAACGGACUUUAUUUAGGAACGCUUAUGUUUAUCCUAUUUUUAUAAUUGUUGUUUAUUGACAUCAUUCCGUGUUAUUUUCUUAAAAAAAAAAAUAGAAAUUAGUCAAUGUAUUAACAUUACCACCACUUUCAGCAUCUCUACAAAUAUGUUAUAAUAGUCCAAUCUUAAAUUGGAAUAAUAGUAUAAAAUAUUAUGGCAACUGCAAUAGAUUAAUAAUCAAAACAUUAUACCAAAGUACAUUACCCAAUAUUAAUAAUAAUUCGUGUCAUAUAAAAUAAUUAUGUGUCAUAUUAAUAAUAGUCGAAAUAAUUUCAUUAGAAUAGAAUUUUAAAAUAGAAAAAUACUCGCAUAUCAAUACUAUAUUCAUUUACUAUAUUAUUAUAUCUAAAUGAAAUCGAAUUAUGUAAAAUAUUUAGCUGAUUAUAGUUAAGAAUUAGUUUAAAAAUGUACAAAAAAUGUUGUCUAUUUUUAUGGCUGUAAUCUUUUGUAAAAGCACUUAGAUUUAAUUCAUUGUAUUUGUAAUUAUACUUUUGCUGCUGUUUUUGUUCAGAACAAAAUAUAUUAAAAAUUCCAGAAGUAGAUUCCAUUCGUCUGCAUUCCAGAUUUUUCAUAUAAAAAUACAAAAUAUAAAAAGACAGUCUAGCAUUCCAUAUUUUAAUUAGAAUGUUGAUGAUUUAUAUAAACAUAGUAUCGUCACUCUUCUUCAAUUCCUUUCACAGACUUCACUUCAAGCAAAUCCAUAAGUUGCUAUACGUAAUUGUAAAUAAAUUAUUUAAAAAAUUGUAUUUAAAAAAAAACUUCUCGUCAAAAUUUUUAAAAUAAAAAUUGUAUGUUAUUAAAUGUAAUGUAAUAAAUAAACUCAUUGUAAAUAUUGUAUAGAAACAUUUAAACUAGUUACGUUAACGAUCCCAAAGAAAUACGUGCAAUCCUACGGUCGUAAUUUACCAGUUAUAAUUAUAAGUAACUGUCACUUCAAUAAAUAUGAUGAUGUAUUAA
Spodoptera frugiperda (fall armyworm) is the source of this 3739-nucleotide messenger RNA. It is a transcript of the gene sens-2, whose product is annotated as zinc finger protein 629. Bases 221 to 1681 code for a protein of 486 amino acids. The transcript has 6 exons. The record is from RefSeq and is a predicted model, not a curated record. NCBI's taxonomy places the organism in Eukaryota, Metazoa, Arthropoda, Insecta, Lepidoptera, Noctuidae. Gene Ontology annotation, cellular component: nucleus.